CAUCAAAUAGACGAUUCUCAAGUGUUGUGCGAAAUACAACUGGCAUACUAAAAGCGCAUGGACAACGUCGAUUGCCUGCUCAUUUGAAAAAUUAAAACUUCCUAAACAACGCUAUAAAAUAUUUAUAAGUAAUUAUUCAAAUGUAAAGAGAAAUAAAAAGCCAAUAACAUUAAAUCAACAUACGAACACUGUCUGCCUGUAAUAUCCAGUUAAGCACUAUUACCGUGACAGGCUACUGAAAGGAAACCGAAUCGUGUGACCACGGAAAAGUCAGUAUAAAUAAAAAUUGAAAUUGUAAUCAAAAAUUGAAUUGACUGUAACCAAUUAUGGGCCGUACUGGCCGCGCAAGGCUGCGCAAGAAGCGUACCAUAAACGCAAAUAUUACAAAAGAAGACACAUUCUCAGCAUUACAACAACAGCUGGGUAUGUUGGGCUGGCGUAAUGCAUACGCACUUACGGCGCGCAACUUUCCGUCUACUGGUCGAGGGAUAUGCUCUAAAACACAAAAUUUCUGUGCUGGCGAUAGACUUAUAAGUUUGCCCUUGAAAUGCUUAGUGACAAUUUGCACAUUGGAAGAGUCGUCGCAUUUCAAAUCACAAUUUGAUACUAAGAAGUUCCACAAAGACCUUAAAAUACCGUUUCAAGCACUACUAGCGCUUUAUGUACUGCACGAACAACAUCUGGAAGAAGCUUCGCAUAUAAACGCUUACAUAAAAUCGAUACCCAAACAAUUUAGUACACCUUAUUUCUGUACAAUUGCUGAGUUGCAGCGUCUGCCAGAGGAGAUUUUAGAGAAAACUGUAGCACAAAAUCGUGUUAUACGCGAAAGUUACGCUUGCCUUAAAAAUAUUUUUCACAAUAACAAAUGUUGUUAUUGUGGCAAACAAUAUUUCGAUGACAUCUACACCUUAACUGCAUACAAAUGGGCUUACUUUGCAGUUAACACGCGUAGUGUCUACGUAUUAAGCCGCCAAAUUAAACCGGAGAAAUGUUUCUUUCAAACAAUACUCACUGAUGAGCCAAAUAUGGCUUUGGCACCUUUUCUAGAUCUAUUCAAUCAUUCAAGUGAUGUUCAAACCAACGCUGAUUUGUUACCAAUCGGACCGAAUAAACAACUAGAAUACGUGCUAACCUUGGAGAGCACGAAGUUGGCGUCCGCAAUACCACCGCGUAAACAGCUCUUCAUAAGCUACGGCACAUUGUCGAAUUAUACACUAUUAACCGAAUAUGGGUUCUUUAUAUCACACAAUCCCGAUGAUUAUUUUAGCUUUUCAUUGACUGACAUUGAGGAAUUUUUGAAACAAGAUAAAACAUAUAGUAACAUAAUGUUGCAUCGCAACAAAUUCACCUUCAUACGUGCUCAUAAUUUGCAUGAUGAAAUGUUUGUGCACCUGGAGGAUGGUGCUUCUCAUAAUUUAUGCGUGGUGUUGCAUCUGCUAUUGCACGAGCAGAGUAUUUACCCAAAUGUGCUGAAUCAAGUGGCCUUUGGUUCAGCUGAGCGUCUGGCUAAUGUGGAGGCGGAAAUACGUUCACUUGUUGGAUACAAAAUAAAUUCUUAUAAACGUUUUGUGCACGAUUUGGAGCAGCUCACUGCAUUGAGUGAGAGUGGUGUAGUAGCAAAGGGUUAUUUAGAAGAGUGCAUACGAUUUUUAAACGAUUAUUUAGACAAGGCAGCGUAAUGUAGUUUAAUUGUUAGUUUUUUUAAAAUACAAUUUUGUAUAUUUCAUAUUUUAUGUUACAAACCUACUUAAUACAGUUAUAUAAAGCGCGCAAACAAUUUUUGAAUGAAUAUUUAGUAAAAGUAGCGUAAUUUAGUUUU
Messenger RNA from Ceratitis capitata (Mediterranean fruit fly), 1819 nucleotides. RefSeq names its product SET domain-containing protein 4. Gene Ontology annotation, molecular function: transcription coactivator activity; histone H3K36 methyltransferase activity; histone H3K4 methyltransferase activity. Gene Ontology annotation, biological process: peptidyl-lysine dimethylation; peptidyl-lysine monomethylation; peptidyl-lysine trimethylation. The transcript has 2 exons. NCBI's taxonomy places the organism in Eukaryota, Metazoa, Arthropoda, Insecta, Diptera, Tephritidae. The record is from RefSeq and is a predicted model, not a curated record. Bases 327 to 1679 code for a protein of 450 amino acids.